CGACCGGGCCACAGCGGUUGGCCAUGGGUCCCCUCACGCCGCGGCUGCUAAUGCAGCGCGGGCGACCCAAGAGCGACCGGCUGGGGAAGAUCCGGAGUCUGGACCUGUCGGGGCUGAAGCUGCUCUCCGAGCACCUGGACCUCAGCCUCCUGGGCCGACUGAAGCAACUGCAGGAACUGGAUCUCUCCAACAACCAGCUGGAGACGCUGCCGGCCAACCUGGGUCUGCCGCACCUGCGCAUCCUCCGCUGCGCCAACAACCAGCUGGGAGACGUCACGGCUUUGUGCCAGUUUCCGCAGCUAGAGGAGCUCAGCCUGGAGGGCAACCCCUUCCUAACUGUCAAUGACAACCUGAAAGUCUCCUUUCUCCUGCCCAAGCUGCGUAAGGUCAAUGGCAAGGAUGCAUCCGCCACCUGCUCUCAGGUAGAGAACCUGAACCGAGAGCUGACCAGCAGGGUCAGAGCAUACUGGGAGAAGUUUAUGACUGCCCUGGGCCCUGAAGAGGAGACUGAGAAAGUGCAGACAGACUUUGUGAAGUCUGCCGUCAGGGAUGUGCGCUAUGGACCCGAAUCCCUCAGCGAGUUCACCCAAUGGCGGGUGCAGAUGAUCUCUGAGGCGCUGGUCGCCUCUGGUGGGACCCAGGUGCACGAGGCGCACGUCACAAAGAGGUCAUCACAAGCCACAGCUGCCUGCAAGUCCAGGACCAGGCUGAUGGCCUCGAAACGGGCAGAGGAUGUCCCGCUCAACCCCUCUUCGACCAAGCGAGUGCGCAGCUCCUCAUCAGCCCAGAUGGAGGGCGGCGACCAUGUGGGCCCUGACAAUGGCCAGCCUGCCCUGCAGCUGGAGCCCCUGCACUUCCUGCAGUGCCACAGCAGGAACAACAGCCCCCGAGACCUGGAGACCCAGCUGUGGGCCUGCGCCUUUGAGCCAGCCUGGGAGGAGGGGCACUCAGGGGCCACAUCCCAGACAGUGGCCACAUGUGGUGGGGAGGCCGUUUGUGUGAUAGACUGCCAGACGGGCAUCGUACUCCACAAAUACAAGGCGCCAGGCGAGGAGUUCUUCUCGGUGGCCUGGACAGCCCUAACGGUGGUCACCCAGGCAGGCCACAAGAAGCGCUGGAGCGUGCUGGCAGCUGCAGGCCUGCGGGGCCUGGUCCGGCUGCUACACGUGCGUGCCGGCUUCUGCUGCGGGGUCAUCCGGGCCCACAAGAAGGCCAUCGCCACCCUGUGCUUCAGCCCCACUCAUGAGACCCACCUCUUUACUGCCUCUUAUGACAAGCGGGUCAUCCUCUGGGACAUUGGGAUGCCCAACCACGACUAUGAAUUCCAGGCCAGCCAGUUACUCACGCUGGAUUCCACCUCCAUCCCCCUGCGCCUCUGCCCUGUUGCCUCCUACCCAGAUACCUAUCUGCUGGCUGGCUGUGAGGGCGGCUGCUGCUGCUGGGAUGUGCGGCUGGACCAGGCCCAGAAAAGGAGAACAUGUGAGGUGGAGUUCACCUUCCCUGAUGGCACUGAGACAUCUGGGCGCAGAGUGGAUGGGCUGGCAUUUGUGAAUGAGGAUGUUGUGGCCUCCAAGGGGAGCAGCCCAGGCACCAUCUGCCUGUGGAGCUGGAGCCAGACGUGGAGGGCCCGGGGCAGUCAGUCCCAAGUGCACGUGGUUAUACUGGCACGCCUGCAGUGGUCACUCACCGAGUUGGCAUACUUCUCCCUCAGUGCCUGCCCUGAGGAAGGGCUUGUGCUGUGUGGAGACGAGGAGGGCAAUGUGUGGAUCUACGACAUUAGGCCCAUCCUGAAGCAGCCACCUCCAUUAGCAGCUGCCCCCCAGGCUCCCACACAGAUCCUUAAAUGGCCCCAGCCCAAGGCCCUUGGCCAAACGGUGACCAAGACCAUGGUGAACACAGUGGUAGCCAACGCUGCUUUUACUUACCUCACGGCUCUGACAGACUCCAACGUCGUAGCCAUCUGGAAGAGAUGUUAGCUCAGGCAGGUACUCCUGCCUCU
This is a messenger RNA of Castor canadensis (American beaver), 1999 nucleotides long. It is a transcript of the gene Lrwd1, whose product is annotated as leucine rich repeats and WD repeat domain containing 1. The record is from RefSeq and is a predicted model, not a curated record. Gene Ontology annotation, cellular component: nuclear origin of replication recognition complex. Gene Ontology annotation, molecular function: protein binding; chromatin binding. Gene Ontology annotation, biological process: establishment of protein localization to chromatin; chromatin organization. NCBI's taxonomy places the organism in Eukaryota, Metazoa, Chordata, Mammalia, Rodentia, Castoridae.